Bipolaris maydis ATCC 48331 is the source of this 2349-nucleotide messenger RNA. RefSeq lists its product as uncharacterized. The record is from RefSeq and is a predicted model, not a curated record. NCBI's taxonomy places the organism in Eukaryota, Fungi, Ascomycota, Dothideomycetes, Pleosporales, Pleosporaceae. Gene Ontology annotation, molecular function: histone acetyltransferase activity. Gene Ontology annotation, biological process: regulation of DNA-templated transcription. Gene Ontology annotation, cellular component: histone acetyltransferase complex; nucleus.
UGCGCGAAGAGGCUCAAUUCCGUCAACAGCCUUGGCGUCUUUUCGCGCUUGUCGACGGGUAGUGAGGAGCUCCUGGUCAACGCUGCAUUCUGUUUCUCCGACAAGCAAAUCGCUGGGCACGCCAGCAAACUCUCUCUCGUCGCUUGACAUGCGCCCAUACGUCAUUUCUAUCACAAAAGUCCAUCCUACCCACUCUCUUCUGGGCUGAGCGCGUUCGCGGCCUCUCCCACGCCAUCCACCCGACCCAGUGCUCCUCCAGCCACGAUGCCGCCCAACAUAGGCACACGAACCUCUACGAGACAGGGCAGGGCCACGGUCCGACCUACAAACUACUAUGCGCGCACAUUUGCUGGACGACUUGCUGCUAGCGGAAUGGAACAGACACCCGAGGCCUCGACCAGCGCGCCUGGCUUCCUGCCAGCCCUCACACACUUCACAGGCGCCGUCGAUGCGUUCCCCAAGGAAAUUAUCAAGCACUUUUCCAUGUUCAAGGAGGUCGAGGCUAAACUACACGACCCGGAACACUUGCUCGAGGAGUUGCUCGACGAGAUUGCCCACCAGCCCGUCACAACAAGGGCCCAAGCAUCGGCCGCCGGCCAGAAUGCAGCGGGAGCGGAAAACAGCGCCAACCCGUCCCAGAACCCUGAAACCCUCUCCCCGGAAGAGCAGGCCACAAUACGAAAGCGCCAGCUCUUCUAUCGCCUGCGCAUGCUCAUCGCAAACAUGCUCCCUACGCUCGACGAGAAACUGGUAGUGCUUCAGGGCGCAAAAGCCACCAAAGACAAAGGCCUCAUGCGGAUGCACCACUCAUACGCGCAGCUCGAUGGCGAAAUCAGCGACGAAGCACGAUACGGUAGCCUCACCCACUGGGCUUAUGCAGACAAGGAGGAAAAGAAAAAGGGCGGCCAGUCCCACGAACGGCAGCGGCGUGAAGUGGCAGCGGCAAACAACCUUGCGGCAGCGGCCCAACACGUGCAUGAUGUCGACUCCAUUGCUGCAAAAAGCGAGGCCCGGCGCGAGGCGAUGCACGCGAAUAAACGCAAUCGGCACCAGCAGGUUGAUUCGGACUUUGAUGACCGACCAGCAAAGAAACCCCAGAAGAGGAAGCCAGCACCUGCGGAGACGGCGCCCACACCUGAAAAUAGAGGGAUUGGCCUGGGUAUAUCGAGCAAUGGUGCAGGUACCAACGGCAAGCGAAAGAAGACGGAAAAGGCCCUCGCUGCAGCGGUGCCGGCUGCUCCUCCUAUGGAACGGUCCACAAGCAGUGCCCUGAAAGCUGUCAGCAAUGGAGCGCGGGGUGGAUCAAGCCCGCGAGGCACGCCAGUCCCAGAGAACAGCGCCGCGAAGCGCAAGCCACGAGCAGCUCCUGCGCCCGCGCAACGCAAGAACCCAAUGCCGCCAUACUCGCCCCCUAUGGCUGCGUCACCCCUUGCUGCUAACUUUGCCAUUAGCAAAGCCACUGCCGGCGCAGCAGAUCGACCCCUGUCGGCGCGGGCUCGCAAGAAUUCUACGGCAACGUCUGUGACAUCAGGCAAAGAUCAAGAUGUCCCACCGGGACGUCGACCGUCUUCUUCCCAUUCUGUACAACAGAUUCCAACUAGCAAUGUGAUUGCCGAAAUCGAGCAAGCUGCUGGCAUUACGCGGGAUAAUGCCUCAACAAAAGUGACAUCAACUCCGAAGGAGCCUGCAGACGCACAGCCAACAUUUGAAACAUCAAAUAUGAAGGUGGAAGACGUGGGGCAGCCAGAGCCAGAAAGCAUGGAGAUUGAUACCCCUGCGCCGGCCCCAGCCUCAGGCCGACCCGGCCGAACAUCUAAGACUUCGACGCCCGUUGUCGGCGCCUUUCCUGAGGUAGCCAUGUCACGGAGCCGCAGCAGCCGCAAUGCGAACAAUGGCGGCUCCAACACAUCGUCAGAGAACAACAGUACGACUACUGGCACCGUGUCGAAACGGGGCCAGAAGAAGAACGCACAACAAAACACGAAUGCUGGAAAUGCAUCUCCAGCGAUGAAGGCCACAUCCCAGGUCAAAUCAAACCCUACAUCGUCGGCGGCAAGCUCUGUUGCACAAGAACAAGACUAUCAAGAAGCCGAGCCGGAAGCUGAGGCUGAGGUGGAAUCGGAAGAAGACGGAGACGAGCCCCGAUACUGCUAUUGCAAUGAAGUGUCAUAUGGCAACAUGAUUGCCUGUGACAACGAUGACUGCCCGCGCGAGUGGUUCCAUCUCGGCUGCGUACACCUGGAGAAGCCGCCUACGGGGCGGGCGAAGUGGUUCUGCAGCGACGAGUGCAAGGACACGCAUGCCAAAGCCAAGGCCAAGGGGGGCCGCCCGGGAAGCAGUAGACAAUAG